Messenger RNA from Manis javanica (Malayan pangolin), 615 nucleotides. It is a transcript of the gene RPL22L1, whose product is annotated as ribosomal protein L22 like 1. The record is from RefSeq and is a predicted model, not a curated record. Gene Ontology annotation, cellular component: ribosome. NCBI's taxonomy places the organism in Eukaryota, Metazoa, Chordata, Mammalia, Pholidota, Manidae. Gene Ontology annotation, molecular function: RNA binding; structural constituent of ribosome. Gene Ontology annotation, biological process: cytoplasmic translation.
CUCCUCCCCACGUUCUCUUCCGGGAGGCGACCAUCUUGCGCUCUGUGCGCAUGACGCAGCACGCUUUGCUAUAAAUGCGUGCGGUGGGAGGGGUGGCCUACUUGUGAUCGAAAGCCCGGCUUUCAAAAUGUCGCCGCACAAAGACAAAAAGCCUAAGAGGUCAACCUGGAAGUUUAAUUUGGACCUUACUCAUCCAGUAGAAGAUGGGAUUUUUGAUUCUGGAAAUUUUGAACAGUUUCUACGAGAGAAGGUUAAAGUCAAUGGAAAAACUGGAAAUCUUGGGAAUGUUGUUCAUAUUGAACGCUUCAAGAAUAAAAUCACAGUUGUUUCUGAGAAACAGUUCUCUAAAAGGUAUUUGAAAUACCUUACCAAGAAAUACCUUAAGAAGAAUAAUCUUCGUGAUUGGCUUCGUGUGGUUGCAUCUGACAAGGAGACUUAUGAACUUCGUUAUUUCCAGAUCAGUCAAGAUGAAGAUGGCUCUGAAUCUGAAGACUAGGUGAAGCUGUGCCUUGUAGACCUUUGCUUGCUAAUAAAGUAAAUGAAACAUACAAGGGAGAAACAUCUAGAAGUGGAAUUUUAGUUUAUUGGUGAAUAAAAAACAUUGUACUCUGUUAA